Paramacrobiotus metropolitanus is the source of this 2571-nucleotide messenger RNA. Its product is annotated as glycine--tRNA ligase-like. Gene Ontology annotation, biological process: mitochondrial glycyl-tRNA aminoacylation. Gene Ontology annotation, cellular component: mitochondrion; cytoplasm. Lineage: Eukaryota; Metazoa; Tardigrada; Eutardigrada; Parachela; Macrobiotidae. The transcript has 15 exons. Gene Ontology annotation, molecular function: ATP binding; glycine-tRNA ligase activity. Bases 123 to 2387 code for a protein of 754 amino acids. The record is from RefSeq and is a predicted model, not a curated record.
CUGGUUUUGCAGUUCACUGCAAAGUGCCGAUCGCCGAUGUCUGUCACGUAGCACUUGGUUCAAUUGGUUGUAGUUCUGUAGUCUGUUCUUUAUUUACGGUACAAUUAAUUCGCGGUGUUCUCAUGAUUUUUUCGAUUCGUGCUGUCACAUACUACCGCUUAGCACGCAAACUUCAACUGAGUGUAUGCGGCAACUGUAAACAGCAGGCUUGUAGUGGGCUCUUUUCGCAUCGAAACUGUAGCGCAGAAGCAGCGAAACCGUCAGUUCCCGAAGUAUCCUCUUGGGGUUCCAAAAAAGUCAGACAGAAGCAAUUACAGCGAGCGAAGGAGACAAUUAUGGCAUCUCCAGACCUGGAAGCUAUUUUAGCGCCGCUGCGUGCAUCUGUCAAAGAGCAGGGCGACUACGUGCGGAAACUCAAGGAAUCGAAAGAAUCGGAUAAUGAGCUAGCACGGGCGGUUGCCGAAUUGAAACUGCGCAAGCGUGUCCUUGAGGACAAGGAACUAGAAUUGACUAAAGCCAGGGAGGGCGAUUUUGACCGGAUUAAAAUGGAAGAUCUGAUUAAGCGGCGCUUUUAUUUCGAUCAGUCGUUUGCCAUUUAUGGAGGUGUAACCGGCUUGUACGAUUUCGGUCCAAUGGGAUGCGCUAUUAAGACGAACCUUUUGAGCGCUUGGCGGAAACACUUCAUACUGGAAGAACAAAUGCUGGAAGUGGAUUCCAGUUGCGUCACACCAGAACCGGUUUUAAAAGCAUCCGGUCAUGUUGAUCGUUUCUUGGAUUACAUGGUGAAAGAUACGAAAACGGGUGAUUGUUUCCGUGUGGAUCAUUUGAUUAAAGCACAUCUAGAAGAUGUCCAGAAGGAUAAAAAGGCCCCUGAUGACAGCAAAGCUCGCGCGAAGGAAAUUAUCGCUACCAUCGACAAUUUGAAUAGAGAGGGUUUCCGUGACGUCGUUCGAGAAUGGAAGAUGAAAUCGCCCAUAACUGGCAACGAUCUGUCCGAUCCCGUUGAAUUCAAUUUGAUGUUCGGUGUUUCUAUUGGACCCACCGGUUUGGUGCGAGGAUAUUUGCGUCCGGAAACAGCGCAAGGAAUUUUCGUUAACUUCAAGCGUUUGUUGGAGUUCAAUCAGGGAAAGUUGCCAUUUGCAUGCGCUCAAAUCGGCAAUGCCUAUCGUAACGAAAUCUCCCCACGAAGUGGUUUACUGCGUGUUCGAGAAUUCACAAUGGCAGAGAUUGAACAUUUUGUCGAUCCAUCGAACAAAAACCACCCUAAAUUUGAAAAUGUGAAAGAUUUGGAACUGAAUCUGUUUGCCGCAUGCGAUCAGAUGGACGGUGAAGCAGCAAAAAGAAUUCCCAUUGGGAAAGCUGUGGAGAGUAAAUUAGUGGCGAAUGAAACUUUGGGGUACUUCUUGGCGCGGGUGUAUCUUUUCUUGGUGAAAGUUGGUGUUGAUCCCAGCAAAGUUCGCUUCCGGCAGCACAUGAGCAACGAAAUGGCACAUUAUGCCUGCGAUUGUUGGGAUGCGGAAUUGCUAACGAGUUAUGGCUGGGUGGAAUGUGUCGGAUGCGCGGAUCGAUCUGCCUACGAUUUAACGCAGCAUACAAAAGCUACGGGAAUUUCACUGGUGGCCGAAAAGCCUCUUCCGGCGCCCGUUACUGUGGACGUUGUGGAAUGCGCACCGAAUCGUGCCGUUGUUGGAAAGAACUUCAAGCAAGACCAGAAAAAAGUUUUGGAUCAUUUGGCAGCUUUGUCGGAGAAAGAUACUUUGGCUUUGGAAAAUGAACUAACUUCAACAGGGAAAUUUUCGAUCAAUGUUGACGGUCAGACGUUCGAGCUGACUAAGGAUAUGGUGGAGAUUAAGAAGUACCAGAAAACUAAACACGUGGAGGAAUUCACUCCCGGUGUGAUCGAACCGUCUUUUGGCAUUGGGCGCAUCAUGUAUUCGGUUAUGGAGCAUACAUUCCAUAUUCGGGAAGGCGAUGAGCAGCGAACUUACUUUUCCCUUCCUCCCGUAAUUGCCCCGUUCAAGUGCUCCGUUCUUCCUUUAAGUGGCAAUCAAGAAUUUCAGCCGUUUGUCAAACAGCUUUCCCAAGCAUUGACAGCUAGCGAUAUUUCCCACAAAGUGGAUGAUUCUGCUGGUGCAAUUGGACGUCGCUAUGCGCGCACAGAUGAAGUGGCAAUUCCAUUUGGAAUUACCAUUGAUUUUGAUACGGUGAAUAAGAAGCCGACAAGUGUUACUGUUCGGGAACGCGAUAGUAUGGAGCAGAUUCGUGUGGGGAUGGAUGAAGUUGUUCCUUUAAUCGCUGAUUUUGUGGCGGGGCGAGCGAAGUGGGCAGAUGCGCUGAAAAAAUAUCCGAAAUUCGUACAGCAAGAAGCAUCGGCCAAAAAGGAGUAGUAAAUCACUGAAAUUCUGUAUGCUUUUUACUAAUUUUGUAUGUUUGAUCUGGAGCCAGAGAACCUAACAAUUUCAGUUUUAUUGUUUUUAUUGAUUUGUGGUUCAGUUACAACGACAACCGGUUGUCUCGUUAUGUUCUGACACAAUUAAUACAUUUAAAAUUAUAAAAGUUCUCUAAUGAUCA